UCAUAUUCUUGCUCUGUUUUCCACGCCAUAUAUAUAUUCAUAUAUAUCUCUGUAGUUUAAAAUUCCAUGCAAUAACCAUCAUUCAUUUGGUUAGAUUCAAGUUGGCACAAGAUACUUGAAUCAAAUAUCACGAGGAAAGACAUGUUGGAAGCAAUAUAUCCCUCUGGCUUUAUUUUGCAAAGCAAAUUAUAAAGGUUAGGUCCCGGGGUUGCUUUGAAGUUAAUCGAUUGAGAAGUUUACCAACCGUGUUACUGAAAGAGGUUUUUAGGAUUUACUCUCGUAAUUUUGUUGUAGCCAAAGCCAAAGCAAAGCACAACUAAGAACAAAAGAAGCUACAUUGUUUUUAUUUUCUCAUUUCAUCUAAUUUCGUGAAGUUGUCUAGUGCGAGUGACGGUUUCAUCUCUCCUGCGACAGUUAUUGUUAUUAGAGAACGAUGAGUUUUCUGAACGGUUCUUCACCUCACCGGAAUCCGGCGGAGGAUGAUAUUGAAGCUGGUCCGUUGUCUCGCCAUUCUUCCGAUGUCGACGACGGUGAUUCCUCCGAUCCGUUUGAUAUUGCUAGAACUAAGCAUGCUUCUAUUGAUCGACUUAAGCGGUGGAGACAAGCGGCGCUUGUGCUAAAUGCCUCUCGUCGAUUUCGUUAUACCUUGGACUUGAAAAAAGAGGAAGAGAAGAAGCAAAUACUGAGAAAGAUUAGAGCGCAUGCACAAGCCAUUAGAGCUGCGUAUCUUUUCAAAGCAGCUGGGGGGCAACGGCUAGAGCAAGGGCAAGGUCCCGUGAGUGGAGAUACAAAACCUGCUUUGACUUCUACUGGUGAAUUUCCAAUUGGACCAGAGCAACUUGCUUCGAUUUCAAGGGAGCAUGAUACUGCUUCUCUGCAGCAAUAUGGAGGGGUUGCAGGGGUAUCAAAUUUAUUGAAAACCGAUUUAGAGAAGGGAGUUAAUGGUGAUGAUGCCGACUUACUAAGACGGAGGAAUGCAUUUGGUUCCAACAAUUACCCUCGAAAGAAAGGAAGAAGUUUUAUGAUGUUUAUGUGGGAUGCUUGCAAGGAUCUGACCUUGGUUAUAUUAAUGGUAGCUGCAGCAGCUUCAUUGGCACUGGGGAUAAAAUCUGAGGGUAUUAAGGAAGGAUGGUAUGAUGGGGGAAGCAUUGCUUUUGCAGUUAUUCUUGUUAUUGUUGUUACAGCUAUAAGCGAUUAUAAGCAGUCUCUUCAGUUUCGAGACCUAAAUGAAGAGAAGAGAAAUAUACAUCUGGAGGUUAUUAGAGGUGGUAGAAGGGUUGAGAUCUCAAUAUAUGACCUUGUUGUUGGGGAUGUUAUACCCCUUAAUAUUGGUAACCAGGUCCCUGCUGAUGGAAUUCUCAUCACUGGUCACUCUCUUUCAAUUGAUGAGUCAAGCAUGACAGGGGAGAGCAAAAUUGUCCAUAAGGAUUCUAAGGAUCCCUUUCUGAUGUCUGGGUGUAAGGUUGCAGAUGGCAGUGGCACUAUGCUGGUAACAGGUGUUGGAAUCAAUACCGAGUGGGGCCUUCUAAUGGCUAGUAUUUCAGAAGAUACUGGUGAAGAAACACCUUUGCAGGUCCGCUUAAAUGGUGUAGCCACCUUCAUUGGUAUUGUUGGACUCAGUGUUGCUGUUCUUGUCCUGAUUGUGCUACUGGCCAGAUAUUUCUCUGGGCAUACUGAGAAUGCUAAUGGGACGAAACAAUUUGUAGCAGGCAAGACUAGAGUUCGGGAUGCUGUUGAUGGAGCAAUUAAGAUAAUAACUGUUGCGGUCACUAUUGUAGUUGUUGCAGUGCCUGAGGGACUCCCACUUGCAGUCACUUUAACACUUGCCUACUCAAUGAGAAAAAUGAUGGCAGAUAAAGCUUUGGUGAGGAGGCUCUCUGCGUGUGAGACAAUGGGCUCUGCUACAACCAUAUGCAGUGAUAAGACUGGCACAUUGACUAUGAAUAAGAUGACUAUUGUUGAGGUUUACGCCGGGGGCACGAAGAUUGAUCCUCCUCACCAGUUGGAGAGCUCUCCUAAGCUACGCUCUCUACUCAUUGAAGGAGUUGCACAGAACACUAAUGGAAGCGUUUAUGUCCCUGAGGGUGGCAAUGAUGUUGAGGUUUCUGGAUCACCAACAGAGAAGGCAAUUUUACAUUGGGCAAUACAGGUCGGAAUGAAUUUUGCGACUGCUCGGUCAGAAUCAUCAAUUAUUCAUGUCUUUCCAUUCAAUUCCGAGAAAAAAAGAGGCGGAGUUGCAAUACAGACGGCUGACUCUGAUGUUCAUAUACAUUGGAAAGGUGCUGCUGAGAUUGUUCUAGCCUGCUGUACAGGGUAUAUUGAUACAAAUGACCAGUUGAUGGAGAUGGAUGAGGAGAAGAUGACUUCUUUCAGAGAAGCUAUUGAAAACAUGGCUGCUGAUAGUCUGCGUUGUGUUGCCAUUGCAUAUAGAUCGUAUGAGAAGGAGAAAGUUCCAAAUAAUGAGGACCUACUUGCUCAAUGGUCUUUGCCAGAUGAUGAACUUGUUUUACUAGCUAUUGUUGGCAUCAAGGAUCCUUGUCGACCUGGUGUCAAAGAGUCAGUACAGCUUUGCCAAAAAGCUGGGGUUAAGGUAAAGAUGGUCACCGGUGACAAUGUCAAAACUGCAAAAGCAAUUGCUGUGGAAUGUGGAAUACUUGGUUCGUAUGCUGACGCUACAGAACGAAGUGUCGUUGAAGGAAAAACAUUUCGUGCAUUGUCAGAUGCAGAGAGAGAAGAAAUUGCAGAUACAAUAUUGGUUAUGGGAAGGUCAUCUCCCAAUGACAAACUAUUGUUAGUACAAGCAUUGAGGAGGAAGGGCCAUGUUGUGGCUGUAACAGGGGAUGGAACGAAUGAUGCCCCUGCACUUCAUGAGGCGGAUAUAGGUCUUGCAAUGGGUAUUCAAGGUACAGAAGUUGCCAAAGAGAGCUCUGAUAUCAUUAUUUUGGAUGACAACUUUGCUUCAGUUGUGAAGGUUGUCAGAUGGGGACGAUCUGUUUAUGCAAAUAUUCAGAAAUUUAUCCAGUUUCAGCUGACAGUCAAUGUGGCAGCUCUUGUUAUAAAUGUUGUUGCUGCAGUUUCCUCUGGUGAAGUUCCCCUGAAUGCAGUGCAGCUUCUCUGGGUAAAUCUUAUCAUGGAUACUCUAGGAGCACUAGCCUUGGCAACUGAACCACCAACUGAUCACCUAAUGGAUCGGUCUCCUGUGGGUCGAAGAGAACCUCUCAUAACAAAUAUUAUGUGGCGGAAUUUGCUGAUACAGGCGAUAUAUCAAGUGUCUGUCUUGCUUGUUCUCAAUUUCCGAGGUAUCUCCAUACUAGGUCUGGAGCAUGAGCAGACUGAACACGCAACCAAAGAAAAGAACACUUUGAUCUUUAAUGCAUUUGUUAUCUGUCAAAUAUUUAAUGAAUUUAAUGCACGUAAGCCAGAUGAAUUCAACAUUUUUAAAGGAGUCACGAAAAACUACCUCUUUAUGGGGAUAAUAGCCUUCACUGUUGUGCUUCAGGUUAUCAUCGUUGAAUUUCUCGGGAAGUUCACUACAACUACCAGGCUUAAUUGGAAGCAGUGGCUCAUUUCUGUUGCUAUUGGAUUCAUUGGUUGGCCUCUUGCUGUGGUUGGGAAAUUGAUACCAGUACCGGCAACUCCGAUCAAUAACGUAUUCCCUAAGUUUAGAAGAACUUCAAAAAAGAAGGAACCUGAGACUUCCCAAUAGUAUCGUACAUAUUGGUUGUGCAUCUUGCUGUUACAGACAUUAACCGCCCUUUCAUAUGUUUUCCUACUGAUGGUUUGUAAAGGAAAAUAGUAUACUACUACAAAACAUGUUUCUUUUGCUACUUGGCCAACAUUAACAUGCUAAUUUCAGGAGAAAUUUGGAGUUGCUUUACACCUAGGUUCUAACAAAUAUAUACGGAAAUUUGAGCUAGUUUUGGUUUUUGUGGAUUGUAUUUGUUUUAUGUUGAUAUUUUCGCAGAUUUGAUGAGUUACAAAGAUAUUGGUAAUUAUCACUUCAAAA
Cicer arietinum (chickpea) is the source of this 4006-nucleotide messenger RNA. RefSeq names its product calcium-transporting ATPase 8, plasma membrane-type. NCBI's taxonomy places the organism in Eukaryota, Viridiplantae, Streptophyta, Magnoliopsida, Fabales, Fabaceae. The record is from RefSeq and is a predicted model, not a curated record. Gene Ontology annotation, molecular function: P-type calcium transporter activity; ATP binding; ATP hydrolysis activity. Gene Ontology annotation, biological process: calcium ion transmembrane transport. Gene Ontology annotation, cellular component: intracellular membrane-bounded organelle; plasma membrane.